AUGAAUGAUUAUAAACAAAUAAUUAAUUUGAAGCGAAAACUUUUUCUUAAAUACCUGCUUGAUUGCAACAAAACCGUGUUAAAUGCCUGGAGCAGGAAAUACGCUUUCAUUAGAAAUUUUUUGAGUGAGAAGGCUCUCAAUGGAGUUUUGCAACCCAUGUCAAAAGAUUGCGUGCUUCGCACUUGA
Messenger RNA from Clunio marinus, 186 nucleotides. The record is from the annotation of a GenBank genome assembly. Lineage: Eukaryota; Metazoa; Arthropoda; Insecta; Diptera; Chironomidae.